AGGCCGCGCCCGGUCGCCAGCCUCGGCGAACCACACGCCACCGCCCGCCUAGCUUGACCACACACGAGCGAGCGAGUAGCUACCGAUCGACGACGCUCCUUCUGCUUCUCCCCGUCGUCGUCGUCGUCCCAUGCACCUCUGCCACAUAUUGUGAGCGAGCGGCAGCGGUGUGUGCCGAACAAUGGCAGCGCAGGAGGCCGCAGCAGGCGGCGGGAGCCCGCAGGUGGUGAUGCGGUGGCGGUACGGGGACGUGGGCGACAGCAACUUCGCGGUGCACGGGCGCGCGGUGCCGCUGCUGGUGGGGCUGCUGUGCGCCGUCGUCUUCUUCGUCGCGCUGUGCCUGUACCUCCGCUGGAGGUGCCACCGCCGCCACGCGCCCGACGACCCGGAGGCGGACGCCAGCUCCCCGUCGUCGGCCGCAGCGCCGUCGCUCCCCGGCCUCGACGCCGACGCCAUCCGAGGGCUGCCCGUGACGCUGUACCGCCCGCCCGCGUCGCCGCGCCUCCGAGGGGAGGCCGGCGACGACGACCCGGCGGCGGCGCUGUGCUCCAUCUGCAUCAGCGCGCUGCUGGCCGGCGAGAAGGUGAAGGUGCUCCCGCCGUGCGGCCACUGCUUCCACCCGGACUGCGUCGACGCCUGGCUCCGGUCCCAGCCCAGCUGCCCGCUCUGCCGGUGCCUCCUCGCCGCCGCCGCCGCCAAGGACGCCGUCUGAGUGCCAACGCCAGGCGCUUCGAUCGUCGCAUGACAAGCGGGCCCAGCUACCAGCGUCCCUCGACACCCGCGGGCUUUUAAAUCAGCGCACUAGUUAAUGAUA
This is a messenger RNA of Zea mays, 814 nucleotides long. Its product is annotated as RING-H2 finger protein ATL66. The transcript has a single exon. The coding region runs from base 182 to 712 and encodes 176 amino acids. Lineage: Eukaryota; Viridiplantae; Streptophyta; Magnoliopsida; Poales; Poaceae. The record is from RefSeq and is marked provisional.